This is a messenger RNA of Peronospora matthiolae, 255 nucleotides long. NCBI's taxonomy places the organism in Eukaryota, Oomycota, Peronosporomycetes, Peronosporales, Peronosporaceae. The record is from the annotation of a GenBank genome assembly.
AUGCAAUGCGCGACGGAGGCUGCUGAGAAGACAGCUACGCACGUUAACGCAGCUGCUCUUGAAGAUGCUCAGCCUCUUGCGGCAGAAGAUGCUUCGUCUGCCGCCGCUUUAACUUUUCAUGCAGUACCAGUUGCUGCAGAGACACGUGGUGUGUCACCACGUGCUGAUGAUGAUAAUGGUUCCCAAGUGAAACUCAUCUAUUCGGGGGAGUCGGACGGCGGGUCGAAGUUGAAGAAGACGCCUAGGUCGCCUUAA